Molecule: messenger RNA, 846 nt
Organism: Mycotypha africana
Lineage: Eukaryota; Fungi; Mucoromycota; Mucoromycetes; Mucorales; Mycotyphaceae
Product: RNase P subunit p30-domain-containing protein
Exons: 7
Coding region: 1-846 (281 amino acids)
Biological process (GO): tRNA processing
Cellular component (GO): nucleolar ribonuclease P complex
Molecular function (GO): RNA binding
Source: RefSeq, a predicted model, not a curated record
AUGUUUUACGAUUUCAACAUACCCUUCCACAACAACAACGAUGCCGUAGAAGAACGACGCAUUGAAAAAAUUUUGCAACGCAUUGAUACAAUUGAUCCCAAUAGUAUGAUUGCUUUCAAUCUAUUGCUUGAAGAUAACUUGACAGCUGUCAAGCCUAUCAAACCAAUAGCCUUGGACAAACUGAAAAAGAUGAAGCAACUAACAAGAGCGACGUUGAUAGUGGAGGAUCCCAAGAGAAAUUAUCAACUGGCAUCGAGUACAGCCUAUCCUCAGAUUGAUAUCUUGGCAGUGAGACCCACGAAUAUAGAUAUCUGCAAGCAUGCGUGUCAAACGUUGGAAGUGGAUUUGAUUUCUUUAGAUUUGGCAAAGACAAGAGUUUUACCAAGCUUUGUUUCCGCGCAGGUCGCGGUGAAUCGUGGUCUAUUUUUUGAAAUAUGUUACUCACAAUCCUUCCGAGAUCCACAUAAAAAAUUCAUGUUUUACAGUAAUGUGAGGCGUUUAGUAGAAGUGACAAGAGGGCAUAACCUGAUUUUUUCAAGUGAAGCAACGAGAGCUUUAGAAAUCAGACGUCCAGCCGAUUUACGCAUUCUAGGAAGUAUGUUUGGAAUGACACACGACCAGAUUGAAGCGACUGUCACUGCAAACUAUCCGCGACUACUUAAAAAAGCAGAAACAAGGAAACUUACUUACAACGCAACCAUCAGCCUUGGUCAACUACCUCAAGACCCUCUGCAAGAAAACAAAAAGAGCGAAUUCAUGCUCAAACGUAAAGAGAGAGACGCAGACAAUAAACAACAGUACAAAAAAGCGGGGAAAAAAGCGAAAAAACAGAAACAAAAGCCGUGA